This is a messenger RNA of Mucor velutinosus, 2106 nucleotides long. RefSeq names its product MutS protein 1 (gene msh1). The record is from RefSeq and is a predicted model, not a curated record. The transcript is spliced from 4 exons. Gene Ontology annotation, biological process: negative regulation of DNA-templated transcription. The coding region runs from base 1 to 2106 and encodes 701 amino acids. Gene Ontology annotation, molecular function: RNA binding; metal ion binding. NCBI's taxonomy places the organism in Eukaryota, Fungi, Mucoromycota, Mucoromycetes, Mucorales, Mucoraceae. Gene Ontology annotation, cellular component: nucleus.
AUGUCGUUUGAUAAGCCAAGAUCCGUUCGACAGUUCCUUAUGAAUGUUCCACCUCCAUCAAAAAGUGUUCAAGAUGACCGUAUACUCGAUGAAAUGAACAAACUCUAUCAACAAAAGCUGGUUCAAAAGGCAGCAAUACAAGCACAGCCAAAGCCAACAAUUGCUCAAAUCAUUCGUCGCAACUCUUUGAAAGAAGCCGAAAAGCGCAAAUUAUUCAGUGAAAAUGGCCCUCUUUCUGAAAUUGACCCUGCAUCAGAUCGUCUUGCUGUUCCUGUCAAGAAGUUCAAAAAGCCAUCUUGCAGAAUCAGCACAGCAUCUCCACCACCUUUGUCUUCAGCUUCGUCGACUCUAGUACCUAAAUCAGCAUCUCCAUCAUCAGAACCAGCUGGUCCCAGUGAAUCAUCAAAAGCAAUUCAAAUCCUCACACAGGAUUUGACGAGACGUGGCUCUGAACCCAAGAAGUCGCCUGAGAAGUCUAAAAUUACUCCCAUCGAUGACAUUCUUGACAGCAUCUUUCAAUCCGCUGAGAAAACCAAAGUAACCUCACAAUCAGUGUCACCGCCUUUAUUAGAGGGCAGCUCUUCCAAACCUGUGUCUCCCCUUUCAAAUGUUGAUCGCUCACCAAAGUCAAGUUUACUAUCUCAAAGUGUUAGCAUCCCACCAAAGGCCGCUCCAUCACAUCAACCUGCAGUUAGCACUGUUGAUGCAUCUGCUGUUCAGCCGCCAUCAGCCUCAGCAUUGAAUUCUGUUCCUCCAACGAUCAAUAGUUCAACAGCCUUGCCGCAGUCUGUGUCUCCAAACCACCUCGGUCUUUCCAAUGCUAUCAAUGCAGCGCGCUCAGUUGCUCCCUGGACUACUGUCAAGGAAUCACCAAUUCACUUACAAGCGCCAGUUGCUGCAACUAAUCAAGCCUUGCCUCCUAUUGAUGUCUCUUCGCUGUCAAGUCCUCCUUCUUCAGCUCAACAAAGCAGUAAUUUGCCAGUAUUGUCAACAUCGUUAGCUGCUCAAUCAACUCGACCUCGAGACAAACCUAAGAAAAUAUCGAAAAAUCAGCAAAAGAAACUUCGACAAGCCGCAAAGAGGGCAGCCAACGCAGCCAAAGAACAUGCAGAUAACCGUUCCUAUAAUCCCAACAACCUUGAGGACGCUGAUUUUGACACAUUACUUCAGUUACAUGAAAAGUCUGCCAGCACCAAACCAUCAGAUCAACAAAGCGGUGAAAAUGCCAAGCCGAACAAGAAUAAAAAGAACAAAAAGCAGAACAAGGCUUCCAAUCCUCAGAUUAAUAUAAAUGCGAAUCAACACAUCCAGAGCCAAGCAACAAAGGCCGCCAAUACAGUAGAUAAUCAAGCAGGCACUAUGCAUCAGCUUGGUAAUAAGCAAUUAUUAAACCACGCAUUAGGCCAACAACAAAACGCUGGAUCUCUGUCUGCUUCACCAUCAUCGACCCUCAACAACAGUGACAAGCCUACUCUGGAGGAUGUUGCUAGACAAAUAAUUGGCGCACCUAAACCAUUGAAGAGACCAAACGACAAUAAAGCAAAUCAGCAAAAGAAACGUCAAAAGACUAAGAAGGAAUUUGUGCCUCUCAUCACAUGUCGUUUCUUUGCAAAUGGACAUUGCAGUAAUGGCGACGCUUGCACCUUUAAACACGACAAAGAUGCUGUUAUUGUUCAAGACAAUCCCAAAAAGAAGAUUGUUUGCGAGUUCUUCAAAACUGGCUCAUGCUGCAAGUUUGAUGCUUGUCCCUUUUCACAUGAUUUGAAAUUGGAGCCCUGUCGCUUCUUCCACUUGAACAACAAUUGUAAAGAAGCCAACUGCCCCUACUCUCAUGAUCCUCUCACUGAUGACAUGCUGACAAAGCUUCGCAAACUUACUGGCCCUUGUCGAUACUACCAUUUCAAAGGGGUGUGCAACCAAGGUGAUCGCUGUCCAUUCUCUCAUGAUGAUGUGGAUAAAGCCGAACUUGAAAAGGUAGAGGCGAGUAUCCACCUUUGCACAUUUUAUCAUCUGGAGGGCGCCUGUGCAAAAGGAGAUGAUUGCUUUUACCUACAUCAAGAAGCAACCGCUGAGCAAAUUGCUGAAUUAAAAGCAAAACAUAAGUAG